Molecule: messenger RNA, 1164 nt
Organism: Leptosomus discolor (cuckoo roller)
Lineage: Eukaryota; Metazoa; Chordata; Aves; Leptosomiformes; Leptosomidae
Source: RefSeq, a predicted model, not a curated record
GUUAAUAAUUGUGGUCUUCAGCUGGUUAUCCAGACCUCGUCCAUAACAGAUAAAAGCAAAUCAUUUGAAUUCAGGAUAAAUAAAGAACAGUCAUCUUUCCACAAUAGACUUCUGCAGCAUGAUCUGGAAAAAAACUAUUCAGGAAGGCAAGGAGACCAGAGAGUAUUAAGCCCUUUGGUGCGUAAUAAGCAGUUGUAUCUUCCAGUACCGUCCAGUCUGACAGAACUUUCUGGUUUGGAGUUGAAGCAGAAUUCAGGUUCUUUAUCAGGAUUUGGCGAGUCUUCUGUUCACACACCUAAAAAAUCCAGAUCCCAAGAAAGCAGUUACAGUAUUAGUUCACAUGCUUCAGGUAACAAUAACACAAAUUUUGGGAGCAGUUCAUCAAUAACAUUUCCAGUACUGCAACGUACUGCUGAAGAAAAAAUUCUGAGCUCUGACAGACUUACCCUGGAAAGGCAAAAACUGACAGUGUGCCCAGUUAUCGAUGGAGAAGAUCAUCUCCGCCUUUUGAAUUUCCAACAUAACUUUAUAACUCGCAUCCAAAAUAUUUCUAAUCUGCAGCAUCUUGUUUUCUUAGAUUUGUAUGAUAAUCAAAUAGAGGAAAUAAGUGGCCUUUCAACUCUGAGAUCUCUAAGAGUCCUUUUGUUGGGAAAAAACAGAAUAAAGAAGAUCUCCAAUCUGGAGAACCUAAAAAAUCUUGAUGUUUUAGAUCUUCAUGGAAAUCAGAUUACUAAAAUAGAAAACAUCAGUCAUUUGAGUGAACUGAGAGUGUUAAACCUUGCCAGAAACCUACUAACCAUUGUAGAAAACCUUAAUGGACUGGAUUCGCUCACAGAGCUCAACCUUCGUCAUAAUCAAGUUUCUACUAUUAAAGAUGUGGAUACUUUGCCCCGUCUCCAACGCCUCUUCCUCAGCUUCAACAAUAUAUCUAGUUUUGAGGAUAUUCUGUGCCUUGCUGAUUCCUCAUCUUUGUCAGAUAUCACCCUUGAUGGCAAUCCAAUAGCUCAGGAGACAUGGUACAAACACACUGUUCUCCAUCAUAUGAUGCAGCUCCGACAGCUAGAUAUGAAGAGAAUCACAGAAGAAGAAAGACGUAUGGCAUCUAUUGCAGCAAGGAAAGAAGAAGAAAGGAAGCGUGAAAGCCAUAAACAGACCUUGCUUAAG